CCCUCGUCAUCAUCUCCCUCGUCAUCAUCUCCCUCGUCAUCAUCUCCCUCGUCAUCAUCUCCCUCGUCAUCAUCCCCCUCGUCAUCGUCAUCAUCACCCUCGUCAUCAUCACCCCUGUCAUCAUCCCCCUCGUCAUCA
Messenger RNA from Hyla sarda, 138 nucleotides. RefSeq lists its product as uncharacterized. The record is from RefSeq and is a predicted model, not a curated record. The transcript is spliced from 2 exons. The annotation marks the transcript as partial. Lineage: Eukaryota; Metazoa; Chordata; Amphibia; Anura; Hylidae.